This is a messenger RNA of Colletes gigas, 3057 nucleotides long. It is a transcript of the gene Gprk1, whose product is annotated as G protein-coupled receptor kinase 1. Gene Ontology annotation, molecular function: ATP binding; G protein-coupled receptor kinase activity; G protein-coupled receptor binding. Gene Ontology annotation, biological process: G protein-coupled receptor signaling pathway; regulation of signal transduction; protein phosphorylation. Lineage: Eukaryota; Metazoa; Arthropoda; Insecta; Hymenoptera; Colletidae. The record is from RefSeq and is a predicted model, not a curated record. The transcript has 15 exons. Bases 486 to 2549 code for a protein of 687 amino acids.
GGACCAAUCAGCGGCCGAGUGCGCGCGGGCUCGAGGUUCCCGAGUUCGUUGGCUGUCAGUCGGUAAGGAGUUACGCGCUACGUAGUAUUGUUCGUACGGUGUGAAUGAUCGUGUGCUCUUCGCCCGCGCGUCCGUUUCGUUUCACGGGGUGAUAAACUCGCGAUAUGAACACUGCAGGAAUCGACGCCGUACGCGCGAAAGGUGAACAGUUUCUUGAGUGAGUGUGACUUCGUUCGCGGGGAGAGCCCAUCGUUUUAACCUCGCACGAACACGAGAAAGUCCCGGAGGUAUCGGUUCAGUGGGACCAAUCGACGGGAGCUGUCAGCCUCGCGACACGUCGGUGCACCUGGGGUUGCUUGAAUAGAAUGUCGACGUCGGUAGCGUCGUCGCCGGUGUCCCGUCAGUGAGCGCCCAGUGUCAUCGAAGGGACGGCUCCAGGGUGUGCAGAAGUUUCGCGUAGACAGAUCCGAAGGCUAGCGAGGAAAAUGGCGGAUCUCGAGGCGGUGCUGGCCGACGUCAGCUACCUAAUGGCUAUGGAGAAGAGUAAGUGCACGCCGGCCGCCCGUGCCAGCAAGAAGAUCAUCCUGCCCGAUCCCAGUGUCAGAAGCGUUAUGCACAAGUAUCUGGAAAAACAGAAGGAAGUUAACUUCGAUAAAAUAUUCAAUCAAAUGUUUGGUUACCUCUUAUUCAAAGACUUUUGCGAGAACGUGGCAGAAGAACCGAUCACGCAGCUUAGGUUUUACGAAGAGAUCAAGGCGUACGAGAAGCUCGAAUGUCCGGAAGAAAGGAGAAAACUUGCCAGAGAAAUCUAUGACAAUUUCAUCAUGAAGGAGCUGCUAGCGCACACUCACGAAUACUCGGCGGAAGCAGUGUCCCACGUUCACAAUUAUCUCGUGAAAAAUGACGUUCCGGUUAAUUUAUUUGAGCCGUAUAUCGAAGAAAUUUUUAUUCACCUAAGGGGGGAGCCAUUCAAGAAAUUCUUGGAGAGCGAGAAGUACACUCGUUUUUGUCAAUGGAAGAACUUAGAGUUAAAUAUGCAGUUGACAAUGAACGACUUCAGUGUGCAUCGGAUAAUAGGCAGAGGUGGUUUCGGGGAGGUUUACGGCUGUCGGAAAGCAGACACAGGAAAAAUGUACGCUAUGAAGUGCCUCGACAAGAAGCGUAUAAAAAUGAAACAAGGCGAAACUUUAGCGCUCAACGAAAGGAUAAUGCUUUCGGCAGUCAGUACUGGAGUGGAUUGUCCGUUCAUAGUGUGUAUGACAUACGCCUUCCAAACGCCGGACAAGCUGUGCUUCAUUCUGGAUCUGAUGAACGGCGGCGAUCUUCACUAUCAUUUAAAUCAACACGGUGUGUUCAACGAGCGGGAAAUGAAGUUCUACGCGGCAGAAGUGAUAUUAGGACUAGAACAUAUGCAUCGCAGGUAUAUCGUUUACCGAGACCUGAAGCCCGCGAAUAUACUCCUGGACGAGCACGGCCACGUCAGGAUAUCGGAUCUAGGACUGGCCUGCGAAUUCUCGAAAAAGAAACCACACGCGAGUGUGGGAACCCACGGAUACAUGGCGCCGGAAGUGCUCUCGAAAGGAGUGACCUACGAUUCCAGUGCCGAUUGGUUCUCGUUUGGCUGUAUGUUGCACAAACUGUUGAAGGGGCACAGUCCAUUCAGGCAACAUAAAACUAAAGAUAAACACGAAAUAGAUCACAUGACAUUAACCAAGAACGUCGAGCUGCCAGAAACGUUUUCGCGAGAGCUCCGUUCGUUGCUGGAAGGUUUGCUGCAACGAGACAUCAACAACAGACACGGCUGCCGGGGCGGCGGAGCCGACGAGCUGAAGGAACAUCCGUUUUUUAGUGGUAUCGAUUGGCAACAAGUUUAUCUCCAGAAAUACACGCCGCCGCUUAUACCGCCGCGCGGCGAAGUAAACGCCGCGGACGCGUUCGAUAUCGGCUCCUUUGACGAGGAGGACACAAAGGGUAUCAAACUGACAGACGUGGAUCAAGACCUCUACAAAAAUUUCCCUCUGACCAUCUCUGAAAGGUGGCAGGCCGAGGUGGCCGAGACUGUAUUCGAGACAAUCAAUAACGAAGCGGACAAGUUGGAAAACAAAAAGAAAGCGAAGCAAAAGCAACGGUUCGACACGGACGAGAAAGGAUCAGACUGCAUUUUACACGGUUACAUUAAGAAAUUAGGUGGUCCCUUUGCUAGCGCGUGGCAGACGCGUUAUGCAAAACUUUACCCUAACCGAUUGGAAUUGCACCCAGAGUCCUCGGUGAAGCCCGAACUCGUGUUUCUUGAUCAGGUGGAGGAGGUCAGCGCGGAGCUCCAGCACGUGAAAGGAGAACAGUGUAUUGUCGUCCGUACGAGAGACGUGAAAAUAGUACUUACAAAUCCCGAUGAAAUUAGUCUGAAGGAGUGGGCAUUGUCGCUGAGGUCCGCGCACAAAUGUUCGAUGGAAAUAGUGGGCAAUAUGGCGAAGAAGGCCGGGAAAAUCUACGGGACUGAACGGGACGCGGUGAUCCCGCCGAUGCAGCGCUCCACGAACGGCAACUAGUCCAUUGCUAAUGUAAAUAAUAAGUAAUAUAAAUAAUAAACCUGCACGCCGGCGUCAUACUCCAAGUCCCACUGCCCCUCAGCAGCAACAAGUUUUUUUAUACUGAAAAAAAUCAACGCUGGGAUCACAGAAGACAAUUGUCACGGCGAGGACGGCGAUCGGGAGGUGGCUUCCUGCGGCCGGAAUCGGAAGUUAUCUGGGUCUCGGAACAACUCCAAAGAAAAAACAAACACCCUUUGAAAAUGGCGGGUAGCGUCGCUCUGUAUAGAGACUUCUAGGAUGUAGUGUCGUGCGAACCGCCACGACGUUAUAUUUGUACGCGUUUAGCUGUAUGUGCAAUGUGACGUAGGAACUAGAAAACUGAACAAUGUCCAUCGAUACACACCCACACACACACACUCACGAAACUCGAGAUCUGCACACGCACGAGAACACAGAGAGACAUACACACACACGCGCGCGCGCGGAAUAACACGGAGGACACAUGGAAACAAAAAACAAUACAAAA